Messenger RNA from Acipenser ruthenus (sterlet), 434 nucleotides. RefSeq names its product diacylglycerol O-acyltransferase 1-like. Gene Ontology annotation, biological process: triglyceride biosynthetic process. The record is from RefSeq and is a predicted model, not a curated record. Gene Ontology annotation, molecular function: diacylglycerol O-acyltransferase activity. The transcript has 4 exons. The coding region runs from base 1 to 393 and encodes 130 amino acids. Gene Ontology annotation, cellular component: endoplasmic reticulum membrane. Lineage: Eukaryota; Metazoa; Chordata; Actinopteri; Acipenseriformes; Acipenseridae.
AUGUAUCUUGAAUGCAGGAACUCUGAUAACCUUAACAGGUUCUGGACUACCUUGAAUCUCCCAUUCCACAAGUGGAGUUUGAGGCAUGUCUACAGGCCCCUUCUCCUGCAAGGGUUUCCUCAGUGGCAAGCUCAGGUCAUUGUCUACAUGAUGUCUGCAGCUCUAUGUGAGUAUGUCAUUGCCAUUCCACUGGAGAUGUUCCGUUUCUGGAUCUUUGCGACAGUUGUUCUACAGGCCAAAAUGACUUUGUUGCUGGGCCGUUUCUUCAGUGGUAACUAUGGGAACUGCUUGGUGUGGCUGUGCGUUCUCAUGGGCCCCCCAAUAGCAGUGCUGACCUAUUUGCACGAUUACUACAUGCUAAAUAGAGAAAGCAAUGCCUGGAGUUUAUAUUAACGGCCCGUUAACAUAUAAAGAGCAAAGCAACAUUUCCAGGG